This is a messenger RNA of Vicia villosa (hairy vetch), 1878 nucleotides long. RefSeq names its product probable polygalacturonase. Gene Ontology annotation, molecular function: polygalacturonase activity. Gene Ontology annotation, biological process: carbohydrate metabolic process. NCBI's taxonomy places the organism in Eukaryota, Viridiplantae, Streptophyta, Magnoliopsida, Fabales, Fabaceae. The transcript has 5 exons. The coding region runs from base 356 to 1771 and encodes 471 amino acids. The record is from RefSeq and is a predicted model, not a curated record.
UUUUUCACUUCCCAAAAAGUCGAUAAUUUAAGCUAGAAAAAGGACUAAAACUUAAUGUAGAAAUGCAUUAUUUGACUUAUAGACUAAACCAACUUAACAAAUUCCAACCAAAAUGCAAUAGUUUGGUCCAGUAAAUUCUGUUUAAUCUUAACCAAUUAAAUGCAACACUUUAUCACAUUCCUGUUAAUGUUAUCACAUGACAGAAUAAGCAAUAUAAUUUGUGGUUGGGUGGGUGGAGUGAGGAAGUGCAAAAUAUAAUGCUUAAUAAUCACUAACAUAUAUAUCUAUAUAUAUAAACACAGACCUAUACAUGUAUCUAUAGCUCAACAUUGUUGGUUUCUCAUCUUUCUUUCCUAUGGAUGUGUUAUUGUUGUUACUGUCUCUAUUGGUUACUUUGCUAAGCUUGAAUGUAGUCGAGAGCCGAAAAACACCGGCUGAGGAGCACUAUCUUGAGUACUGUGCUGUGAGCUGCAGAGCUUAUAGUGCCUCAGUGACGGAGUUUGGAGCGGUUGGCGAUGGACAAACUUUGAACACACGAGCCUUUCAGACGGCCGUGGAUCGUCUGAGUCAGUACUCGUCGAACGGCGGGUCUCAGCUUUAUGUUCCACCAGGAAGAUGGUUGACUGGUAGUUUCAAUCUCACCAGUCAUUUCACUUUGUUCCUACACAAAGAUGCUGUCAUUCUUGCCUCUCAGGACGAAAGUGAGUGGCCGGUGAUCGAACCUUUACCGUCGUAUGGUCGAGGGAGGGACACUCAAGGCGGACGAUAUAGCAGUCUGAUUUUCGGAACCAACCUCACUGAUGUAGUCAUAACAGGGGACAAUGGAACAUUAGAUGGACAAGGUGAAGUGUGGUGGCAAAAGUUUCAUAAGGGGGAGCUUAGUUUUACUAGGCCUUACCUGAUUGAAAUCAUGCACUCGGAUGAUAUUCAGAUAUCGAAUCUCACUCUGGUUAAUUCUCCAUCCUGGAAUAUUCAUCCGGUUUACAGCAGCAACAUUGUUGUUCGAGGCAUCACGAUUCUCGCUCCUGUGAACUCACCAAAUACAGAUGGGAUCAACCCUGAUUCUUGCACGAACACGCGGAUUGAGGACUGUUAUAUAGUGUCCGGGGAUGACUGUGUGGCUGUGAAGAGUGGUUGGGAUGAAUACGGUAUAGCUUAUGGAAUGCCGACUAAGCAGCUGGUUGUAAAAAGGCUCACUUGUAUUUCUCCAACAAGUGCUGUAAUUGCUUUAGGGAGCGAAAUGUCGGGUGGUAUUGAAGACGUAAGGGCUGAGGACAUUCUGGCCAUUGAUUCCGAAUCGGGAGUUAGGAUCAAAACUGCUAUUGGAAGAGGAGGAUAUGUCAGGGACAUAUAUGUUAGACGGAUGACGAUGAAAACCAUGAAAUGGGCGUUUUGGAUGACAGGAGAUUAUGGCUCUCAUGCCGAUAACAACUAUGAUCCUAACGCGAUUCCUGUGAUUCAGAAUAUUAAUUACCGCGAUAUGGUUGCUGAAAACGUGACCAUGGCUGGAAAGUUGGAAGGUAUAUCUAAUGCACCGUUUACCGGAAUCUGCAUAUCCAAUGUAACGAUUGGACUAGCAAAGAAGGCGAAAAAACUGCCGUGGAAUUGUACCAAUAUCGCCGGGAUUUCAAGUGGUGUAACUCCUGUGCCAUGUGGCCUAUUGCCAGACCAAGGAGUAGAGGAUGUUGCAGCAUGCAGCUUCCCAGAAGGAAGCUUGCCUAUCGAAGAAGACGUUGAGGUUCAAACAUGUACUUAUAGAAUAAAUUUGUGAUGAUAGUAUAGAAGCAACGGCUCGACUUCAAGGGAACAAUCCAAACAAUGUAAUACUUCCAAAAACUGUUUGUUCGAGAUUUAUAAGCUAUUACAGAUUUUCUGUUA